Molecule: messenger RNA, 828 nt
Organism: Saccostrea cuccullata (small rock oyster)
Lineage: Eukaryota; Metazoa; Mollusca; Bivalvia; Ostreida; Ostreidae
Exons: 9
Coding region: 1-675 (224 amino acids)
Source: RefSeq, a predicted model, not a curated record
AUGGCUAAACAUGUCGAUGAACCACGCCCUACGCCACUUCAAAUCAUAUUUGGCAAAGAACAGUCAGUUCUACUGCAAACUUCAGACGAAAGAAUCAAAGCACAAAGAGAUUUGUACCAGGAGCAAAGAAUAACAGCAAAGAAGAUAUUCCGCAGAGUUGCACGGGAAACCGUACGGGAUUUGAUUAUUCUUGCGACCAGACAGGCUAUCUCAAGCCAAGAAAAAGGACAGUCAGCUAUUCCCCCGUACAGAUUUACAAAUUACAACACACAGAAAUUGAAAAUACAAAAGAAGGUCAAGGUCAUCAUUGGCUCUGAGAUUGUUCAUUAUUCCCUCACCCUUUCGACCAGACCUGCAAAAUGUGCUGAAGUAGCGUGCAUGGGGAUGCAGAGGGCUCUUGAAGACCACAGGAAAAUAACUCCAAAGCCAGUGGACAAAGCUCCAGAGAAAAUUGUUCAUGUUCCUAUGAUCCGGGCUUCACCGGACAGUGAUAUUCCUGGCACUGUGACUUUCCCAGAACCAGAUAUCAGCAAUGAAAUGGAGGCCGAUCCCGUGCCGACAGAUUGGAGAAGAUUUUUAUGUUGUGCCGGCAAACCACAGAAAAAACAGGAGAAGAAAGAGAAGAAGGAGAAAACUGGAUUUCUGAGCAGAUUACGCCGCUUGUUCAAACGUUGAUAAACUAUUUUAUUGUUGUGUGAAUGAUUGUUCGAUUUUAUCAUUUAAGACUCCUGAAGAAAACCUUUUACACUGAAUCAUAAUGAUACUGUUUCAUAUGGAUAAGAAAAUUAACUUUUUAUUACCAUCAUAAUGAGAACAGAAAAAUUUGAA